AUGUCUUGCGAACAUUGCACCCAGGGUGUGCGCCACGAGGGAACGCCGGCCGGUUCGUACUUGGACAUCGCAGGCGUCAAAUGCUACAUCGCGGAGCCGUCUGGCGAGUACGAUAAGACCAAAGCGGUGAUAUAUCUUUGCGACGGAUUCGGUUUCGAGCUCGUGAAUAAUCGCCUGCUUGCCGACGACUUCGCACGCAACGGCUAUAAAGUUGUCAUACCCGAUCUAUUCGAGGGAGAGCCAGUGUCUCCGGCUAUAUUCGAUGACCCCGAGCUUCGCGCCCAUUUCGACUGGCCAGAGUGGAUAGGGCGCCACAGCCCCACACACAACCUCCCUCGUGUCAAGGGCGUUAUCAACGCGUUGAAGAUCGAAGGCGUUAGUCGCCUGGGCGCGACUGGCUACUGCUAUGGCGGCAGGAUCGUCUUCGAUCUCACCUUCGAUGGAGAGAUCGACGUCGCCGCCACUGCGCAUCCGUCGAUGCUGUCCGUUGAGGAUCUUGAGAGAUACUCUUCUACUGUCCCGAUCCCGCUUCUCAUCAACGCGUGCGAGUUUGACGAGGCCUUCGGUCACGAUAAGCAGGAGAAGGCGCGGGAGCUCUUUAAGAACUUCAAGCCCGGGUUCGACAUGCAUUACUUCGAAGAGUGCACGCAUGGCUUUGCCAUCCGUGGCGAUCUGCGCGAUCCCAAGGUCAAAGCCGGCAAGGAAAGAGCGUUCAAGAAUACCGUCGAGUGGUUCUGGAAGUACCUGUAG
Peniophora sp. CBMAI 1063 is the source of this 750-nucleotide messenger RNA. Lineage: Eukaryota; Fungi; Basidiomycota; Agaricomycetes; Russulales; Peniophoraceae. The record is from the annotation of a GenBank genome assembly.